UUGCGAGAUGGAUAGGUGGAGGAGAGGGGUGGGGCACAAAGACUCAGGUAUAAAACAUCUGGCAGCAGGUGAGAGGCCUUAAAGUGCGCUGGGAGUUCUUGACAUCCACGUGUAGGUAAAACGAACCCUAACGUGAACAUUGCCUGGCGUGAGUGUGUCGUGGAAAGGGAGUGCGUGAGGAGUGUGAGAUGGAUCUGAGUUUCCUUGUCACUCCUUAAAUUCGCUGAAAUCAUGACGCCUUUUAUUGCUCCUGAGUGUGACAGAAAAGGAGGGACAGUCAAGCACCUUCCUUAUCCCCUUGCCCUCGUCUUCGUCCUCAUCUUCGUCUUCGUGUUAACCGAACCUGUCGUGUCCCUCAAAGGCCCAGAGGAGGACUGGCAAGGCACCGCAGACAAAUCUGGCAAAUCAACACACUCCUUCUACACCAGCAGCAGCAGCAGCAGCAGCAGAAAUGACCUCCUGGACGGGGUCAUGGCGAGGAGAAGCAAGCAGCACGUGAGUUCAAGACAUAUCAGCCACACCUUCCCCACCACCUACAGGCCCCACACACCUCCCCAACCUCGCCGCUCCAACCUCAAGCCCUCUCUUCCCCACAGCUUCCUCACAUCCAAGAAGCCCCAUGCUCCCUCACAUCUCACCCCCAUCAUUAAGCCAGAUCCCUUUCCUAAGACUACUUCUCAUCCCCGUCCCCCUGUUGCCGUCUUGAAGCCUCUCGUCGAUCUUCCAACCCUCAGGAAACAUUACUCACAGAAGCCACUCACGACUGACGCCAACUCACGCCAUCUACCUCCUUUUCCUCACUCGGCACAGGACGAAUACGAAACAGAGCAAACUGAGGAACUUGACGCUGGCGGUGACAAUGACAUAAAGACGAAUACGACCAGAGGAGGCAUCACCAAGAACAAGAGUAGCCGUGCCCUUCGCCUGCGCCUUCGCCAAGUAUCUCCUACGCUCAGGGUCAGGCUGCGGCCCCGGCAAGUCAGAGGUGACGGCACAGCAGAGGCGACAAAAGGAACAGGCCGCCGUGUAUCGAGGAAGCUCAUCAGGAGGAAGGCAGCGUACCCAAGGCGACAUCUACUGGACAGCCGGAGGAGCCUCACCCCAGGACCGCCCUACGACCACUACCGCAGGAUGGUGCACGUGCCCUUAAGAACCCCCACCACUCUUGCCCCGCUCCCUUCCAUGCUGCACACCCUGCCCCAGCCCCCAACUCUUCCCACCCAGCCAACUCACAGCAAAAACUCCCUCCGUGGUCGGUUAUAUCCAAAGAAAACAUUACCCCAGUCAUCACCUCCCUUCGUCCCCAUUUUCAGAAAAGACAAACCUCCAGGCUCUUCUCAUUUUCUUCCACCGACUCCACUUCCUUCUCCUCCUCCUCCUCGUCCUCGUCCUCGUCCUUAUCACCUCCCUAGUCCACGUCCUCAUUCUCCUCACUCUCCUUUCUCAUCAUCUCCUUCGCCACAUCCUACCUUUAUUACUACCUCCAUUCCAUCCCUGCCCCUCUCCUUCCCUACUGUCCAUCCACACACUCCCUCCUCCCCAACGCCAGCUGUUUUCCACCACCGCUUCCAUCACACGCCUCCCCUGCGCUCCAUGCACUCCGCCCGACCCCCUGCAGUGUUCAAUCUUGGAAGAAGCUCAACGCCUCGUCCCUUGGUUCAUCCUCCUCCUCCUCCUCCUCUUCUUCCUCCUCCUCCUCCUCCUCCUCCAUCUAAGCCCAAAUCUUCCUCGCCUCCUCCGCCCACGCCACCUCCCGCCCAUUCCCCUUUCCCAACAACAACGUCACCACCAUCACGGAUAUCACUGGAAGCUUCAAGGGAACACAGGAAGUCUGACUAUCCCACCUACGCCAGCGUCCCCGCCACAAGCUUCACGUGCCGCGCCACCCCCCGCCCCGGCAUCUAUGUGGACGUAGAGACCGGCUGCCAGGCGUGGCACGUGUGCGAAGCAGACGGACGCCAACACUCCUUCCUAUGUCCAAACGGCACCAUAUUCAGCCAGCUCGUGCUCACCUGCGACUGGUGGUACAACGUGCGGUGCGGGAGUGAAGGCACCAACGCCAUCCACACCAGGCCAUCCAGAGAGGUAUCGGAGAUACACACUGAUCCAGAAGAAAUGUACGGCAGGAAAAUAAUUCAGAAACCAACCAAGCCUUACUUACCAGACCUAGAGACGUUUAUGAUUCCUGCUGGUGGAUCACCAGAGUUGUUAGAGCCCUUGGUUGCCAUUUAUCAAUGACGACAACAGCCACCGAAAUCAGCCUCAGGUGACGAUGCUGACAGCGGCCAUGGGAACAUCCAUCCCGUAGAUGAUGACAGCGAAUGUUCACUAAGUGACUGAAUCACCCACUCUGAUGCUUCACCAUUGGAAAAAAAAACUGAUGUCAUUUUGUCAUGAGCAGCGUUAAUUAACUUACAUGGUAAACACUUUCCUUAUUAGUCUUAUCAUAAAUGUAAGCACAUCAUAUGAGAUAACUAGAAAAGAAAAGGAUGCAACAUUAUUUGCUGCCUGCGAGAGAGAGAGAGAGAGAGAGAGAGAGAGAG
Molecule: messenger RNA, 2543 nt
Organism: Portunus trituberculatus (swimming crab)
Lineage: Eukaryota; Metazoa; Arthropoda; Malacostraca; Decapoda; Portunidae
Product: extensin-like
Exons: 7
Coding region: 232-2238 (668 amino acids)
Cellular component (GO): extracellular region
Molecular function (GO): chitin binding
Source: RefSeq, a predicted model, not a curated record